AUGAUUGUUGAUAAUCCAAGAAUGUAUCCUGAAUCGGUUGUUGUUUCAUUAUUUGUAUUAUUUGUAUUAUUAUUUGUAUUAUUUGGUUAAACAACAGGUGCAGUGCAAACUCCACAUUUGCUUGUUGAUGCAUUCCAAGUAUAUGUAUAUCCAGACACCAAGAAACAAUCAUUUAAUGACAAAGUUGAUGGGUCUGUGGCUGUACAUGUUCCACUAACAAGAGUACAAACUUAUUAAGUCUUUCUAUCCCAAUUCAAGAAUCUUGUACAAGCUCCAUUUGUUGCUUAAUUUGUAGCACAAGUAUGUGUAGCACAUUUACUAGCAACAGCAGUUGCACCAGUUCCUGAUGCUGCAGUCCAUGAACAUCUAUCUCUAGCAGCUUAACAAGCAACUUAAUCAUUAUUUGCAGUAGUACAUGCUGUCAUUAAUUAGCAUGUUCCAGUACCAGCAACAGCUCCUGUAGCAGUUGAUUAAGUGAAUACACAAAUACCAUCUAAUCCACCUGAAUUACAUGCUACCUUAGUUUUAUAGGCUGAGCAAUUAGCUUUUGUAAUACAAGCUGUUCCAUCUGAAACACAAGAUGACAAAGCUACUGAACAAACAUUGGUGGCUGUACCAUUUUAAAUAUCUGGACAAGUUAAUAAUCUACAUUUAGCAGUGUUAUUAUUUGUAGCGGAUGCAAGUUCCCAAUAACAUACACCAUCAGAUCCAACAGCAGUUGUACAAGCAGUUUAAGUUGUGUAUGAUGAACAUGCUCCUUUGACUAAACAAGUUGUUCCAUCAGAAGUACAUGUUGAUAAUUAUGAAGAACAUGCUGCAUGGUUUAUUCCAGUCAAAUCAGCACAUGAUUAAUCUCUGCAACUACUAGCUGUUGUAUCCCAUGUACAAAUACCAGUUGAAGUUAUGACUCCAGAUGUAUAAACAGCUCCCUUAUCAUUGAAAUAACAUCCUGCUUAUGAAGUAUAAGAUGAGCAAGCACCUAAUGCAAUACAACCAGUAGUUCCAUUUGUUGUACAUUUACUACUAGCAAUUUA
Paramecium pentaurelia is the source of this 1034-nucleotide messenger RNA. Lineage: Eukaryota; Ciliophora; Oligohymenophorea; Peniculida; Parameciidae. The record is from the annotation of a GenBank genome assembly.